Messenger RNA from Letharia lupina, 2355 nucleotides. RefSeq lists its product as uncharacterized. Lineage: Eukaryota; Fungi; Ascomycota; Lecanoromycetes; Lecanorales; Parmeliaceae. The record is from RefSeq and is a predicted model, not a curated record. Gene Ontology annotation, cellular component: cytoplasm. Gene Ontology annotation, molecular function: protein binding. The coding region runs from base 1 to 2355 and encodes 784 amino acids. The transcript is spliced from 2 exons.
AUGACUGCUGUAGCGUCUCCGCCUAGCUUUCAGCCACAAUGGAAUGCUGGUAGUGGUGUAGAGGGACCUAUGAGCGCCGAGGAGGUUACCAGAAUGUUCAUGCCUCGCAAGGGUGCACAGCGCACGAACUCGGCUUCUUCGACUACUUCUUCAGCUUCGUCAUCUACCUUCACUUCACCUGCUCCUGCCCCACAAACGAACGGCGAUACCCCAACUGCGAAUGGGGAACAAGGAGGGUGGGGACCAAAGAAAAAGGCGGCCAGUGGUGCCAGAGGUCUUUGGCCGUCUUCCAAAGCCGAGCCUGUAUCAGGUCUAUCUACAGCGAGAUCACAGGCACUCCCGACCCCGUCGUCAGGUCAGUCAGCCGCGUCCACCAUGAACACCGCAAUGCACCAGCCUUCCCCAGUAUUACCCUCACAAAACAGACUUCAAUCUCAAGCACAGCAAAAUGGAGGAAGAGGAGAACAGCAGACUACAGGUUCAGGACCGUCACCGGCCAUUCUGGCACUGCUGCCAAUGACCGGUACCUUCGAAAGAAAACAAAUUACAGUACCAUUUUCUCCAGAAUUCUUGCGGAUUGGUCGUCAAACGAAUGCGAAGACUGUACCAACGCCCGUCAACGGCUAUUUCGACUCCAAGGUACUUUCGAGGCAACACGCUGAGGUGUGGGCGGACAAGGAGACUGGCAAGAUAUGGAUCAAAGACGUGAAAUCAUCGAAUGGAACCUUCGUCAACGGAGUUAGGUUAUCGGCGGAAAACAGAGAUUCUGAGCCGCACGAACUUCGGGAACAAGACACGUUGGAGCUGGGUAUUGACAUUGUGAGUGAGGAUCAGAAAAGUAUUGUACACCACAAAGUCUCCGCCAAAGUUGAACUUGCGGGUAUUUAUCCCAACCCUCCAAGCCUACUGGAAAUUGACUUCAGUGCCAAUACUUCGAGUGGCGGCAACGCGAUGAUGGGGGAGCCCAUGAGUCAGCAAAUGUCACAAAUACGAGGCCGAGGUGGUAGUCAAGGCUCCGUGAGCAGCAACGGCCGUAUGACUGGUCCGUCGAGUAUGGCCGGGGGCAAUUCAAAUAUGUUGGGACCGCAGAGGCAAAUGAAUCUUUGGAUGGGUCCUAUCACCAUUGAGCAGGUCGUGAAGAAGCUGGGGGGGGAGCUCAAGCAAGCAAAGCAGCAAUCCCAGGAUCUCCACCGUACUGGGGACUUUUUCAACACUCUACUAACGCUACAACCUGGCCAAGAGCCCCCUAAUUCCCCACCGAAACAUAUUACAGAGGAGAAUAAAACGAACGGUGUUCAUCCACCUUCCCAGGUCGACAUUAUGUCUCCAUUUUCGCAGCCUCCAGCCCCACCGCCACAACAUCCUCUUCCUGAAAAACCAGAUUCCGCUCGCUUCACCAUACCAGACUCGUUGUCUCAGCCAUCCCUGAAGAGAGUAGAUACAGAAAGACCAAAAUCAGGAUUGAACUCACCUACAAAAGAGAUUCCGAGCGGCCAGAUUGUCUCCCUGCUUGAAGCAUUAAAGUCAGCGAAACAAGAAAUAGAUUCGCAAGGCAGCCGCGUAAAGCAUCUCGAAGUUGCAUUGGCACGAGAGCGCAAGGCACGUGAGCUUGCGGAACGGCGUGCGCGCACCUUAUCGGGUAGCCAAGAUGAUCACGAGACCAACGGUACUGUUGAGGAGGCCUUCGAGCCACCCUUGGAUACUCUGGAGCUCAUCGAGCACGAGCUACCAAAUGGUCAUGCGGAGGAUGACGAGGAGUCGAAGUUGCUUCCAAGAUCAAUAUCCACAGCGACUUUGAAGAGCGCUGAAGAGAUGCAUCAGGGCACAGUAGAUAUCGAUACCUCAACCUCGCGGCUACAGGCGAGAAUAGACCUCAUGGUUAAAGAGAUGGAUGACUUGAAGUUGCUGAUGGAAUCAUACAAGCAAAGGGCAGAAGACGCUGAAGAGGGACAAAGGGGCUUAGCGGAGAUGGUGGAAAGCAUUCGAGCAGGACGCGACUCCAAGAGCGUGAUGCCAACAACAAAUGACGAAGACUCUACACUUCUCGGCAAUGGCGACGUUGAUGGAGGUGCGGACUCAAAGGGUCCUACACGUUCCAAAGGAAUGGACCGCAGCUCGUCGUCCUCGCAUCUGCAUCACCAGCUACCAAAUGGCACCGCUGCAAUAGAGGACAUGCACCGAGAGCUGGAGAAAACGGUAUCAAACGUACUCCAGCAGCAACGGCAAUGGGGCAGUACAGGAGAGGGUGGGCGCAUGGUACAGAGUGCACCUUAUGUGUCUAUGGUCGGGGUCGUACUUAUCGGAGUUGGGAUCAUGACUUGGUUAAAUGGCUGGCAGCCGGGUGGAGAAAGAUGA